Molecule: messenger RNA, 549 nt
Organism: Camelina sativa (false flax)
Lineage: Eukaryota; Viridiplantae; Streptophyta; Magnoliopsida; Brassicales; Brassicaceae
Product: mitochondrial import inner membrane translocase subunit TIM13
Source: RefSeq, a predicted model, not a curated record
UUAAGGGGUUUUAGUUUUAGGGUUUCUCAUUCAUCAAUCGAAGCUUGUGAGACUUCAGAGAGACAAAAGAAAAAAGAAAAAGAUGGAUUCGUACUCUGCGCCGCCGAUGGGAGGUGUUUCGCCAUCGCCUGAAGCAAUGAUGGAACAGGUCAAGACACAACUCGCUCAAGCUUACGCCGAAGAGUUCAUCGAGACUCUGAGGGGAAAAUGUUUCGAAAAGUGUAUAACGAAGCCAGGAUCAAGCCUAGGAGGGAGUGAGAGUAGCUGUGUUUCUAGAUGCGUUGAUCGUUACAUUGAAGCUACUGGAAUCAUAAGUCGAUCUCUUUUCUCCAAACAACACUGAUGAUCAAAUAGUUUACUAUCUCUUCUUUUCUUAUGAUUUUAUUUAUAUCAAAAAACAAAAUGUUUUAUUCAAGAUUAGAAGAAGACAGCAAAAUUUACAUUGGUUUAAUAGUUGAGAGAGAUUUGCAACUAUCAACUUGUUUUUAUUCGAGAAUGGUUUCUGUGUUGUUGUCGUUAAGUGGUUAAUUUAAAAACAUGUUUCAGUGA